AUGGCAACUCGUGCUGAGGUGCCGCCGCCUGCACCCGCGUCGCUCGCGCCCGAAACGACGCCACAGGAGCCGCAAAGUGGGGACAAGGAGUUCUUCGUGCUGAGCAACCUCGUUGGCGUCGAGCUGCGCUGCGUUGUGAACCCCAAAUGGCCGUGCGAGGCGCUGCUCGGUGCGGCUGCAGAGGCCUACCAGGUCGCCUUCCCGAACAGCGAAGUGCCCGAGUGCAACGUGGUCUUCCACCGCAAGAAGCAGGAGUUCCUGGUGGCCGGCACGCCAAUCAUUGAAUGCUGCGCCAAUCGCGACGAGCUGGAGCUGGGCGUCACACUACCUGCGCGCGCUAGUGCAAACGUUGAUGAUGCAGCAUCCGUUGCCCCGAGCAGCGUCAGCGGAGUCGACAGCGACGGUGAGACGAGUGAGUUCUGUGUGCUCUUUCAUAAACUGCCGCUGGGCUUUACCAUGAAGCGCGGACAUGACGGAAACACGGAGGUGGGCACCAUUUACCCGAAGAGUGCGGCGACACACUUUCCUCGCUUGACACCGGGCGUGACUAUCGUCAGCAUCGCUGGUACACCGCUCAAGGAUAUGGGCCUUCGACAGGUACAUGACCUGAUCAAGAACGCGGAACUGCCUCUGGAGAUUCAUUUCCGAGGACCCGAGCUGGCGCCGUCACUCACGCCAGGGCAGCAGGAAGCAUCGCUUUCAAGACUGUCGGGGUCGGCGGGACCGCCGCCAACUCAUCCUCAGCAGGGAGGGCGUCGUAGAGGGUCGUUUGACCGACGCAGUGUGCGGAGCAGCGGUAGCAACGGUAGUGGCCGCAGUCGCAACAGUCGUAGCAGCGGACGGGGCAGGAAGAAAAGUGGUGAGGUCAUUCUUCAGCAAGGUGGUGACAAUCAGCAGAAGGGCGAAGGCGGCAAAAUGCGGGUCCAAGCAGGAGCUCAUACCGAUGCCAGUGACUCGAAUCAGCGAGGCGGGCCUGAGGAGCAUGAGGCUGAUAAGUCGGCUGAGGCUGAGCUAGUGGAACAGAUCGAGCAACUCAAGGUGGCACUGCUGCGCAAACACGAAGAAGCGAAGCAGAUUGCGCGUCAGCUAGAGAUGUGCUCCGAAAAGCUUCUUGCAUUGCGCGGUGAAUCUGCUGGUGCGGUGCCUCGUGGCCAGCAACAGCAGCAAAAACAGCAAUCCAAGCAAAAUGGCACCCCACGUUUGCGUCGUUCAGCCACGUCUUCAUCGAGCAAUGGCGGAUCCAAGGUUCGCCUGACUCCUGAAGUCUUGGAGGCCAUGGACCAAAAGGCGGGGCUCCCUCGGCGUGGCACUGGUGCAUACACUUCGUCGAACGUGUCUUCCAUCUCGGGGUAUUCUGCGCAGUCCAUGCCUGCAGCUCGCUCUGCGAGCAUGCGUGCCCGAAGUGCUCGCGCGGCUGCUCUUGCCAAUGCUGACAACGUGUCGGUAUCGUCGUACACAUCGAACUCAUCGAAUACGUCUGCACGUCGCGGUGGCAGUCGCUCGCCUCGGGGCACGGCGCUACGGAACCUCAACAAGCGGUACAACUACAUGCCGCAAAAGUAUGCAGCGAACACAACGGGUGCUUCGGAAGGAGGGUCCACGUCAUUGUCUUCGCGCGGUGCCGUGAUGUCUCGUGCGCGCAUCUCGCGCGACUCGUUCAUUACCAAGAGCGAGAGUCCUGGUGUUGGGUACUACGACGUGCAAGUCAAGGAUCGCGUCAAAGGGGGUGAAAUUGGCGACUCGGACCGCUCCCUGCCGUGGUCUUGA
This is a messenger RNA of Phytophthora sojae, 1767 nucleotides long. RefSeq lists its product as hypothetical. The coding region runs from base 1 to 1767 and encodes 588 amino acids. The record is from RefSeq and is a predicted model, not a curated record. Gene Ontology annotation, molecular function: protein binding. NCBI's taxonomy places the organism in Eukaryota, Oomycota, Peronosporomycetes, Peronosporales, Peronosporaceae. The transcript has a single exon.